AAGUGCUUGGAAAAUAGACAUAGCAUGAUCAAAUUAGAAAGUUUCGUUGUUAGUGAAUUUUACGCUUCGCAGAAGCUUAACAAAAUAUACAACAGCAACAGAAGAUCAACAAAAAAACGUUCGUUAUCAAAUCGAAGGAAAAAAGAAAAACAAUUGCUCUUAUUCAGAAAUAUUUUGUAGAAGGAAAUUCCAAACUGCAACAACACUACGCAUUUUCAGCACUCCCAUUGUCAUAGUGGCUCUAGACAUAAUUAGAUGAUCGUUUGAUUUGGGGGAUAGAAAAAAAUGUCCGAUUCGGAACCUGUCAGUUUGGAAUUCAUAGAAGAUCCGUAUAUACCUCGCCUCGAAGAUGCAACACCGUCUUUGGAUUAUGGUGCCAACUGUGAUUGGAAUCAUCAGCCGUCGUCGUCAUCGUCCACGUUUGCUGACGAUGAAACCGAUUUGUAUUUACGCAAUCUAACAUUAGAUCAAAUAUUCUACGAUGUCGAUUCCGACUAUAGCAAUCAAUUGGAAUUGCAAACGGUGGAAACGGAAUUCAUCAUUUCCAAAAUAGCCAAUCAAAGUCCCUCGAUGUCGAUAGCCAAACGUUUUCGUUUGAAAUUUUUCACAACCAAACGAACAAUGCGUGAUGUUAAAGUGACCUUUGUGGAUUUUUCCAAACCCUAUAUAGCAAAAAUUUCAAGUAGUGAAAAUUAUAAAAAGUUCCUUAACAUUGGAUCUCCAUCAGCAGCAGCCUCAGCAAUAAAUGCCAAAGAUAAUACUGGAAAUACUUCACCUGCAGCAUCCGUUGCCUCAGCUGAUAUUGCUGCUGAAUUUGCCGCACUAACAGUCGAAGAACAAGAGAGACAAAGAGCUGAAUGGAGUCAGGAAUUGGCUCGUGUUGAAGAAGAAAUCAAUACCUUACGCACUGUAUUGUCUUCAAAGAUGCGCCAUGCUUCUGACCUUAAACGUAAGCUGGGAAUUACCGUUUGGAAGGAAAUUACCGAUGAUAUGAAUCAGGGCAUCAAAUCGGUCAAAGAGAGCUCAGUUUUUCAAUCAGUUGAACAAAGUGUUGGUAAUUUCACAAAAGCAGUACAUGAUGCACCCAUUUUCCAACGUACUGAGUCUGUUUUGAAGACCACUUCGGAGAAAACAGCAUCGGUGUUUGGCAGCAUCACCAGCGGCAUUACUUCGAAAUUUUCACAAAUGAAAAAUUCCGAAUCGAUGAGAUCGAUCGAAGAAAAAGUUGGCUCAGCCUACGAGAAUGUUAAAGUAAGCUAUGAACACAACAAUUUUUUGUGCCAAUCUCAUGCGACAAAAGUAUCCACUUCUCGUUCUGGAUCGGUUAGCAGUUUCCCAGAUGCUUUGAAUGAAAACAACUCACCUACCGGUGGAUUAAACUCACCUUAAAAACAACAAAGACCUAUAGAUUUGGAGAUCGGUGAAAUGUCUUAUAUAAGUUCAAAAUAGUAUACACAAUAUUGCAAAAAUGAAAAACAACAAUCAAAAAUAAAGAAAACAACAAAAUAACAGAAAGAAAGCUUGGCUUUGAGAGUGUGUGCAAGCGGGAAGGAAACCACCACCAAUCAUGCACGCUCAAAUGCAAUAUAACAUCAAAUUCAAUCAAUGUUAAGAACAAUAACAUCCUUAUUUAUUAAUAAUAUUUAACUUUUAUAGACAUUUUGCAUAUUGUGUAGACUUUUUAUGAUAAACAAAAAACGAUACAACAACAAAAAGAAUGCUUUAAAACUAUUCAAUAAAAUAUUCCUUUAAAUAAUUUUGCUUACUUGAUUAAGUUUCACAUUACCAUACAUACCAUAUGGAACACUUAAAAAAGCUCUAUUUCCCUAAUUACAAAUAAUACACACACAACAGUGUUUUAUAAAUGAUUAUUCCUGUACAUCAAUCAUUCGCUGUUAUACUCUGAUGUCUUGUUACUGUGUCACUGUGAAAGAAAACUAACAACAACACAAAUGUAUUAAAUAUUUGCCCACAAAAUUUUGUAAUAUUUAAAGAAGCAAGACUCUAGCUUCCUGUUUUUUGGAAUACUGUAUUUCCUACACAUAUUUUUGUUUGUUUAUAAUGCGCCCAUUCAAUUGCCUUUGAAUAUUACAUUUUCAUGCUUAUUUACUAUAUUAAUAUGUGUAUGUCUAUUUCUACUAUUAAAUAAAAAUGUAUUUAUACGUAAAAAAUAUAA
Molecule: messenger RNA, 2176 nt
Organism: Musca domestica (house fly)
Lineage: Eukaryota; Metazoa; Arthropoda; Insecta; Diptera; Muscidae
Product: tumor protein D54
Exons: 6
Coding region: 286-1389 (367 amino acids)
Cellular component (GO): cytoplasm
Source: RefSeq, a predicted model, not a curated record